AUGAACUACAGUUACUCUCUUGCAGCAUCUUUCGAAUCAGCAAGACGCUCUUCUUCAUUCACGCCAAAAAUCGAAAGCUCGGUAUCUUCACCAGCCAUGUCUGAUAGCCACUUCAGCACUAGAAGUUCUCCUAUCGACCUCGACGAUAUCACCAAAGAGUUUCAGCGUUACAAGAGCAUGUUGUCUUCUGAAAGCAUCUCCUCGGACAAGGAAGAGUGGCCUGGAAGACAGGUUGGGCUUCGGGAGAUGCUCGACUCUGAACGCGCAGACACUGGCUUCAACCACAGCUCCACCCCAGUACUGUCUCAUAUACACUUACCAACCACGUCUGAGUCUACCAUCAAGGACUACGAGCUGAAGAUGGAAAGAAGACGCAGCGUAUAG
This is a messenger RNA of Candidozyma haemuli, 384 nucleotides long. RefSeq lists its product as uncharacterized. The coding region runs from base 1 to 384 and encodes 127 amino acids. The record is from RefSeq and is a predicted model, not a curated record. NCBI's taxonomy places the organism in Eukaryota, Fungi, Ascomycota, Pichiomycetes, Serinales, Metschnikowiaceae. The transcript has a single exon.